AUGCUCGCUCCUCGCACACUCCGACUUUCCAGUCGCGUCCGGCCGUCGUUUCGUGUAGUUGGGACACGGAAUAUCUCCUCAAACCAGCACAAAGAUGCAGAUGGCCCAAUUUACCCGGAGGGCGCAUUCGCACAGGAUGCCUCAUUUUUUUCUGAUCUGGCGAGACGCUUCAUCAAGUUCUCUGCCAUUGGAACAUGUGCUCUUGCUGCGAUAGGUUGGGGCGUAUUUGAAGGUACUCAAAUGUGGGUCGAGCACGUUGAGUUUGCUUCAGAAAAGGAUCAGGACGCCCGGUCAUGGGAAUGGCACCUGGAACCAGAUAAUUGGGGGGAAACCGAUCCAGCAUUAGGAUACAAGGGGAGGCACUCAAUACGGGCAGCAUGGAUGGCAAUGAACUGGGGCAGUGGGCGGUCGGGGUCCCUCACAAACGAGGCUGCAAGCGGAACAGGUGGCUUUAGCGUGGUCAAUACAGACCUAGCGCGCGCGAAUGAAUUCCUCAACACUGCAGUUUCUAUCGCCGAGCCCAGGUCCGCUAGCAAUAUACUAAAACCGCAGACCAUGGCUACCCUUCUCGCACAGCACGGAUACGUGUUGGAACGAAUGAACGACGCGCUUCAAGCCAAGGCCCAAUACACUCGCAGCUGGGCCAGCGCUCCAGGGAAGGGCCAUCUCGCUACUUACGUCGCCGCCCGACUGGGCGAUAUCAAUCGUCGCUUAGGGCUCUCAAACGAUGCGUUGGCUUGGUGGGCGCGGGCGAUCUGCAUAAUGCAGCCCUCGGAACCGGCACUAGCCACCGAAACACCCAUCAUACCAACAACUGUACCGUCUUCGCCAUUUGAUCAACGUGUACUGGCCUCGAUUCUUGUUUCUUUAUCUGCGUUCUAUGCCACGUCUGGUCACUUACAAGAAGCUCAGGUAGUAGAGGAGGAUUCCCUGCGACUUAUGCGUUCCAUUCCUAUACCAGACACCCUCACAUCUGCAACACCUGCCCAGGCCCUUCAUUCACUUUUUAUACUUCACCGCGCAUCUUUAUUAUCCAUACACCUUGCGGAAGUGCUGCAUUCGCGCCAAAACACCUCACCCAUGGUACUCCAAUGGCUGAGCAAUGCUGCUGAAUCUUCGGAACGCGUUGCCCUCAUUCUCGCCGACGCUCCGAUGGAUAAUACGAAACACCGACCACCCCAGUUUAUUUCCUCCGACGCGAAGCCACCGACAGCCUACCUAUCAUCCAGAUCACUUCGGAGACCUGCAUCGAAUCUUCUCCGAGAUGCACGCCGCACUGCCGUUGAAGCUUGGAGCUUGAUGGGAAUCCUGACCGAAGAUUCGAACCCCAAAGAGGCGCUUCGAUACUACGAACGAGCUAUACUCUGCGCUGGAAAUAGCCUGGAUGACGCAAGACAGGAACUUCCGGAAUCUGAAUGGAGGUUGUUGCAUAGGAAUUACAGCCGGUUACGGGGGAAGAUGUGA
This is a messenger RNA of Pleurotus ostreatus (oyster mushroom), 1464 nucleotides long. RefSeq lists its product as uncharacterized. The transcript has a single exon. Gene Ontology annotation, molecular function: protein binding. The record is from RefSeq and is a predicted model, not a curated record. The coding region runs from base 1 to 1464 and encodes 487 amino acids. NCBI's taxonomy places the organism in Eukaryota, Fungi, Basidiomycota, Agaricomycetes, Agaricales, Pleurotaceae.